GAACAAAAGUGAGGAAGUGCAGUUGUCAAAUUGUGUUGUUGGUUGGUUGAUGUUUGUAAAAUUUUGUGUUGACUGUUUUAAUGGACAAAAAAAGUGGGCGAAUCUAUCGCAAAUUGCGUUCAAUUAUUCAAAUAAUUUGGAUGUAAAUCAAACAUCGCUCAAAAGGCAUGAAAUAUUUGCGUAUGAACCAUAAAAAUGCAUUUCUCCAUUCCUGACUCGCAACAGUUUCACGAUGACAAUGGAAUCUCUUACACGGGCUACAAUAUUUACAUUGAUGGAUUUUUCCACUGUACCGCUCGCUACAAACAACUUCUUAGUUUACAUGAACAGCUGCAGGCGCAAAAUCCUUACACUAAACUACCACAGUUUCCGCCAAAAAAGUUAUUCCUUACAAGUUCCCAAUUGGAAGAGAGAAGGAUUCUCUUAGAAAAAUAUAUUCAGUUAGUUGGUCAAAACCCUGUACUGUCAAAUUCCAGCCUAUUAAUCACAUUCCUAUUCUCUGCUCAACAAGAAACUCACUCUGUACGGAUGCAUGAAGUAGAUAUAGAAAUUUCACUCAUGAAUGGUUACCGAAUACCACUCUCAGUAUCCUCCACCGACUCCUCUAGUACGAUACUGGACAUAGCUUGUAAUUAUAUAAACUUGCCUAAAGAAUUGACUAAAUAUUUCUCUUUAUAUUUAUUCAAUUGGAGCUGUGCCAAAGAUGGACAACCAUCAUUGAAAAAGCUAGAGGAUUAUGAAUCUCCUUACAUCUCACAAAAGUAUGUUAGACCAGAGGACAAGAUUGUUCUAAGGAAAAGUUUUUGGGAUCCAUGUUAUGAUGUAGAUCUGAUGACAGAUAGAGUCAGCCUGGACUUAUUAUAUCUUCAAAUAAUUGAGGAUUUGGACUUGGGAUGGAUCACAGCAGACUCACAGACCAAGGAUAUUUUAUCAGGAUAUGAGUCAAAGAAACAAAAAAGAGAGUACGUAGAAUUAGCUCGGAGUCUUCGUCAUUACGGGCGGGUGCCAGCAGGACAGGCCUCCACCGAGGCUGUGAAUGUCGGAGGUAGUAGCCCCGAGCCGUGUCGGGUGCAAGUGUCGCUCGCUUCCAAGGAGCUCACCUUGACCAGUGUCGCGCAGGGACGCGAACAGCGGUACAAGGUCACCAGGAUGAGGUGCUGGCGGAUCACCACCUUGCAUGCCAUGGACAGGCCGCAAACAAAUGGACACGGGCUCCAUGAUGACUCGAAUAAGAACUACGAGCUGUCAUUUGAGUAUCUCGUCAGCAAGGACAAUUUGAAAUGGAUAACCUUGAAGACAGAGCAUGCUACUUUUAUAAGUGUCUGCUUGCAGUCGAUUGUGGAUGAGUUGAUGCGUCAGAAGAACGGGUCGGGACCGGCCACGCCGCGCGCAGGCAAGCGCGGCAGUGUCACCUAUCUCCGUCGCGACGGCUCCAGCCAGCUCAUCACACCAUCCUCCUCCAGCGACACCCUCAGCUGUAAUGGAGAUUCUUGUACAUCUGAAAGUUCAAGGGAGAUAUUCUCAGUUCAAAAAUUGACCGAGAAAUUCGCGUCUGUUGCCUUCAAAUCCGGCAGAGACUGCGUAGAGAACAACGCCUUUGAAGCCAUAGGAGACGAGGAGCUAUAGAUCCCGUUUCAAUUAAACUCGAAUAUAGACCCAAAGAAUCGCUCAUCAUUGGAGGUAAAAGUUGCCAAUAUUUUCUCUUAAGUAUAAAGUGUAUAUACCAUACGAAUUAUACCAUUAAAUUUUUAGGUAUUCAUUGUAUUUGCCAUUAGAGAUGUGUAAAGCCGAGCAAAGAUAUUAUGUUAUCGGAAUAUUAUUCUUAUUUCACUUCUUUUUGUGCCAUUUUGUAGAAUCGAAUAAAUAAGUAAAGCAGGUAAAUUUAGUUUGAUAUUAGAACCGUUUUUAUAGUUUCGUUUCCAGGAUCAGAUCAAGGGAAAUGAUCUGGCGUGUUCGGCGUCGCUCUGCUUUACACUUACUGCCGUACAUUCAAAAUCAUUUGAGAUAUGAUUUUCCUCAACUCCGCGCUGUUCCUAUCUAGUCAAAAAUUUAGAGAAGGACAGCACGACGCUUCAGGAAAUCUACUUAAAAAGGUUUUAAAUGUUUCAUAGUAAGAUCUUAACGAAAUCUCCAGGUAGAUAAAAUUUACACUAUCAUGUACGUAGGCUAUGUUUAUAUUUAAAAUUUAUUCCUAAUGCGGUCUUUGCCAUACUUUAAGAAACAUAUCUAGUUAAGAAUCAAAAUAAGUCAUGAUUAUCUUGUGUAUAGGGUAAUACUUAAUUUUUCAUAUUAUUUCUUUUAUUUUUUUCUUUUGUAAUAAGUCUAGGCCUAAAAGAAUUUAUUUGAAACCGCCUAGUCUGUGUAUCUCUAAUAUUUUAAAAAUGUAUAGAGACCAGGGGAUUUUUAUAUAGCUAAGUUUAUUUUCUACGGGAUUAUCAAGAUUUUACUUACACUAACAUUAAUUUACUCAUAUGUAAAGUUAAUAUAAUGAGACGAAGAAAUUAAAUCAUGCAUAAUUUCAAAGUUCAAUGGUUGCAUGUAUUAUGUACCUAAGCUAUAUGUAAUACUUUUUUACUUGAGAUGUUUAUUACUGAAUUACAAUGUUAAUUUUCCUGUUACAUGAAUAAGAUCGUUAGUAUUUAUACUAAAAUAAAUAGUUCAUAAUAUUUUAUCAGAAUGUAAUAUUUCUACUGUUAUGCAAUCUACUUUCACCUUAUCGCAUUUGUUGUUUUGCGUUAAUCGUUCCAUGAUAAUAUUAUUUUAGACUGGCCUUCUGGUCAAAUGUGGUGAUCGCGUGCACAAACAAGGCCGAAAAUGGCGUAGGAUGUCUGGCCUGUGCAAUAACACCGACCACUCUGCAUUGGUGCGUUUCCAUUGUCUUUUUUUUAUCGUAAAAUGUAAAGGUGUGUAGCUCGAAUAAUAUAUCAAAAAUAUUCAUUUUUGCCUUUAUCAACUUUUUUUAUACACACAAAGUAGUAAUAUACUUUUUUGAGAAGACUAUACAUAUCCUUGAGCCUUUUUACUUCCAAAUAAUUUCCAAUAUUAGCAUUCUAUAAGCAUUUUCCAAUUUGGAAUUUUAAUGAAUCUAUAUUGUAGUCAUUUUUCCUGUAUGAGAUUUCCAUUACUGGUUUAAUAAAAUUGUGUUGUUGAUUAUUGUUAUAUAUAACUUAUACAUCAUGUUUGUUAUUAUGAAAUCGAAAUUAUUUUAGUGGGACCAUUCUUUAACUAUCAUAAUUAUAUAAUUGAAUUAUAUUUAUGAAAAUGCCCCAAUUCUCUAGAGAACAUUAUUAUGGUGCAUUCUUUGCCAUAUUUUCUAUAUUUCUUUUUUAUUUGUAAUUUUAUUUCUUGGGUAUAGUUAAUAAAAUGUUUUAUAAAA
Messenger RNA from Plodia interpunctella (Indianmeal moth), 3376 nucleotides. It is a transcript of the gene Snx17, whose product is annotated as Sorting nexin 17. NCBI's taxonomy places the organism in Eukaryota, Metazoa, Arthropoda, Insecta, Lepidoptera, Pyralidae. Bases 196 to 1626 code for a protein of 476 amino acids. Gene Ontology annotation, molecular function: phosphatidylinositol binding. The record is from RefSeq and is a predicted model, not a curated record. Gene Ontology annotation, biological process: endocytic recycling; intracellular protein transport. Gene Ontology annotation, cellular component: early endosome. The transcript is spliced from 8 exons.